UAAUGUCUUCGAUGGCAAUAAUAGCGGUUAAGAGAUGUCAUACAGGAGUGGCCACCGAUGAAGAAGUGAAAGAACUAAAGACAGCUGAAGACAGAAAUCGAUACAUUUCGCGAUACUUUAUAAAACUUCAUAUUUUCCACUUAAUCGCAUUGAUUUGUGGAUCAGUUAUAAUGGUGUUUGCGUUCGUAGACGUGAGUCCGCACACUGACGAUGAUAUCAACUUUGCCUUUCAUUUCAUAUCAGUGUUUGUGAUCGCAAUAAUAGGCGUAUUGACACUCUAUGGGUGUUUCAUCGCGUAUUCCAAGCCCUGCACGACAUCACUGGACAGCAAGUGUUGCGAAGUAAUAGCGGCGCCCAAACUCUUCUCCAACUCGGAUCGGAAGCACAUCUCGGCGUUCACUGAAAGCGAUCACUCAAUGAUUGCGGUCAUUGUGUUGGACGUUAUGACAGCACUUCUUCUGCUCACAACUUCGUUGCUAUACUUCAAAGACAUCCGAAACGAAGCAAAACUAUCCGGUUAUUUGUCUAAAGUCCAUAACAGCAACUAUUUAACCCCGUAUUAGGUAUUCGUGUUUGAAUUCAAUGUAUUAAAUGCCGG
Molecule: messenger RNA, 598 nt
Organism: Medioppia subpectinata
Lineage: Eukaryota; Metazoa; Arthropoda; Arachnida; Sarcoptiformes; Oppiidae
Source: the annotation of a GenBank genome assembly